AUGUCUGUCAAACCAGCGAGGACUUGGAAGAGCGAUAAGAAGGAGACAUACCAAGCAUUAGCCAGAGGUGACAAACCAUCCGACGACUACAACUCACGCAAAUGGAAGGAUAGGGAGACAUAUCCACCACCACCAUGCAAAGAUGAAGAAUUUCAUGCCAUCCUUGACACGAUGAUUGCUGACGGAGCAAUCAGGCCUCUUAGACCCUACAAAAUUCAUACUAGAGAGGAGAAGAAUGAUCCUAGGAAGCAAACAAUAGAUGAAGACCCCUUGCCAAAACGAAGGGGAAAAGAGGUAGCUGCUGUCAUUACAUGUUCUGAUGAUUUGCUUGAUGAUGACGAAUUGUGCCACCCAUGGAGGAAUGACCUAAAGCCGUUGGAAGCUAUGUGGGAACCUUGCGGAAACAUGGAGAAGGCAUAUUGGUGUAAAUAUUUGAAGCAUGCAAGCUACAACAUGCCAUGCCCGCUCGCUGAUGGAUGGGGUGACGACUCAAGCAAUGAAGUUUUCGUCCUGGACAUGCCGGAAGAAUGCUACUCGGGGGCUUCAUUGGGAUAA
Molecule: messenger RNA, 555 nt
Organism: Prunus armeniaca (apricot)
Lineage: Eukaryota; Viridiplantae; Streptophyta; Magnoliopsida; Rosales; Rosaceae
Source: the annotation of a GenBank genome assembly